AUAAAUCCCGCACAAAUACAAAUUUAGACAUCUAGUAGUCAUUUCGUACACUUCAAAAACUUUGGCCCCCACUUGCUUUUUGAGUACUUUACCCGGUUUGGUUCUCCUAAGUCGGAAUCUAUUUUUAGUAAUUUCGUGAAUUUCAAUCAGAUAAAUAAAUUUAAAAUGCCACCUAAGAAAGAAGCUGCUCCAGAGCCCAAACCACUCAUUGGACGUGUUGGUACAAGUCUUAAAAUUGGAAUUGUUGGACUUCCAAAUGUUGGCAAAUCCACUUUCUUCAAUAUCUUGACUAAAAGUGCAGCACCUGCUGAGAAUUUCCCAUUUUGCACCAUUGAUCCUAAUGAAAGUAGGGUUGCAGUUCCUGAUGAUAGGUUUGAUUGGCUUUGUGAACAUUACAAACCAGCCAGUAAAGUCCAAGCUUAUCUAAAUAUUGUGGAUAUUGCUGGAUUAGUAAAGGGAGCUCAUGAAGGUCAAGGUUUGGGAAACGCCUUCCUUUCUCACAUUCGAAGUGUCGAUGCAAUUUUUCAUCUUUGCCGAACUUUUGAGAGUGAAGAAAUUACUCACGUUGAAGGUGACGUCAAUCCUGUUCGAGAUAUCGAAAUCAUCAAUGAAGAACUAAGGUUGAAGGAUGAAGAAUAUCUCUUGGCAACGAUUAAAAAAACGGAGUCUCUAAUGCGCAGUGACAAAAAGAUGAAAACAGAAUAUGAUAUUUUGUGCAAAGUUAAGGCCCAUCUUGUUGAUCAAGCAAAACACAUUCGGUAUGGCGACUGGAACGUCCAAGAAAUCGAAGUGUUAAACAAGCAUUUGUUUAUCACAUCGAAACCUGUCAUUUAUUUGGUAAAUAUGGCAGAAAAAGAUUAUAUUCGGAAAAAGAAUAAAUGGUUACCUAAGCUCAAAGAGUGGAUCGAUGCAAACGAUUCUGGCGCUAUGAUGAUUCCUUUCUCUGGUGCCUUUGAAGGCAAGAUAGCCGAUAUGGAUGUUGACGCACGUAAAGCUUUUUGUGAAGAAAACAAAGCAAAUAGUACAUUCGAGAAGAUUAUUGUACAGGGCUACAAAUGCCUUCAUUUGAUGUACUUCUUCACAGCGGGUCACGACGAGGUCAAAGCUUGGUCCAUUCAGGUUUGUGUAACUUUAGUUUUAAAAAAUCUCCGAUUUCUGAUCAUCCAAAUUGAUUUACAAUUGCAGAAGGGAACCAAAGCUCCACAGGCGGCUGGCCGAAUUCAUACGGAUUUCGAAAAAGGUUUCAUUAUGGCGGAAGUCUUUAAAUUCAACGACCUAAAAGAGGAAGGCACUGAGGCAGCUGUCAAGGCAGCUGGAAAAUAUCGUCAGCAAGGUAAACUUUACGUUGUAGAAGACGGUGACAUCAUCUUGUUCAAAUUCAAUGCUGGAGCUGGACUUACUGCUGGUAAAGACGCCAAAAAGAAAUGAAAACGCACUAUUGAGCUAACACUCGUUCCUCAAAAGCAAAUAAGAGUGAACUGAUGAAAAUAAAAUCGGAAGACUGAAAA
Messenger RNA from Daphnia pulex (common water flea), 1508 nucleotides. Its product is annotated as obg-like ATPase 1. Gene Ontology annotation, molecular function: ATP binding; ATP hydrolysis activity; GTP binding. Lineage: Eukaryota; Metazoa; Arthropoda; Branchiopoda; Diplostraca; Daphniidae. The transcript has 10 exons. Gene Ontology annotation, cellular component: cytoplasm. The record is from RefSeq and is a predicted model, not a curated record. The coding region runs from base 166 to 1428 and encodes 420 amino acids.